AUGGUGUUGGAGGCCGAUGUGGGCAUCGUCGCAUACGCGAAUGAUGCUCAGGGCUUCGCCGCCACCCUCAAGCACAGGUACUCUGAUUUUCGCGUGAAUGAGAUUCGCCAGGAGGGAGGCGUCGUAAGACUGGUCAACACCACCGUCCCCAAGGCGGCUGAGGCUCGUGAGGUGCCCCUGUGUUCCGCUCAGGAGCUCAUCCAGAAGUUGGAGUCUGCGACGGGCAACCCCGCUUCACCAGACAUCCUUGACUUCUUAGAACGCGUCAAGAAUGGCUCGGUUCCUCCCUCGGAGCGCAUUCACCUGGGCCCCUUUCAGGAUAAGGCGCAACGAACUGCGGUGCACGGAAUUUUCAAGGCCUGGCCGACCCUGGCGACCGAGACAGGAGCCGAGGGCAGCAUUGAGCUCGGUCUGGGGGGUGGCAAGGGGAUCAAGAGGAGGCGCAGUGAGUGGGCUGGCGGUGACGCUCGGUAUGUGAAGUUUACCAUGUACAAGGAGAACAUGGAGUCUCAGGCCGCGCUUUCUCUGCUAGGCAGUAAGCUGCAUGUUUCCGCCAAGGUGUUUGGGAUUGCGGGGACCAAGGACAAGAGGGGCUGCACCUGCCAAGAAGUCACCGCCUUCAGGGUCGACCCUGGGCGCCUGGCCACAGCUGCCAAACAGCUGCGGGGCAUCAGUGUGGGUGACUUUUCUUUCACUGACGAGGAGCUACACCUGGGUCAACUGGGGGGCAACAGAUUUGAGCUCAUUCUCAGGGGGCUCCCACCUGAUGCAGAGGAAGACGUCAAGGCGGCGUGCACAGCCCUCGCUGCCUCUGGCUUCAUAAACUACUUUGGCCUGCAGCGAUUUGGCAGCGGCCCCAUCCCGACACAUGCCAUUGGCAGGGCUCUGUUGGCAGGGCAGUGGGACAGGGCUGUCGCCAGCAUCCUUGGUCGGGCCGGUCCGGAUGUCCUGCCCACCAGCCUCCAAGAGGUCAAGAGCGCGCUGAGGGGCACCCCCGGAUUUGCAGUUGCUGAGACAGCUGUGCUCCAGGCUCUGCUGAAGCAUGGCGCCACCAACUACCUCACAGCAGUCCAAGCCAUCCCGCGGAACCUGCGCACCAUGUACAUUCAUGCCUACCAGUCUUACCUCUGGAACUCAGUGGCGAGCUUCCGGCUGCGCCAGUCCAGGAGUGCACUGCUGGUCGGAGACCUGGUGGCACAGAGCAAGACCGGUGCGGGUGGGCCUGAUGGCAGCCAAGAGUUUGUGGGCAGCACAGACCAGGUGCCCCUCCAUUCUGAGAAUGAAGUGGAGUUCACGGAGCCCGGAGCAAACGCAAAGGAGGCGGCCGCCCCUGCCAACAUGGCGGUGCACAUAAUUUCAGCAGAGGACCUGGACACGAGGUCAUACUCCAUGUCCGACCUGCUCCUCCCGCUGCCAGGCAGCAGCGUCCGUCUACCUGAGAAUGCCACCGGCGAGGAGUAUGCCCGCCUGCUGGCCGAGGACGGCCUGAGCCUGGAGACCUCAGCGCAUGGGACUGCGGGGUUCACCCUCGCGGGACAGACGGGGGCGUACCGCCUCGUGCUGGGUUCCCCGGGCGACGUCGAGUGGGAGCUGCUGCGCCACUCUGCACAGGACACGGACCUGGCGGAGGGGCAGGGAGUGGAGCCCGGGGGCGCCCUCCUGGCCCUGCGACUGGCCUUCAGCCUGGCUCCCUCCUCCUACGCCACCAUGGUGGUGAGGGAGCUGACGAAGCAGUCCGGCGCGGCGCUGCAUGCGGCCCUGCCCAGAGCUGGGCCGCCUGUCUGA
Messenger RNA from Auxenochlorella protothecoides, 1785 nucleotides. RefSeq names its product Pseudouridylate synthase 7-like protein. Gene Ontology annotation, molecular function: pseudouridine synthase activity; RNA binding. Gene Ontology annotation, biological process: pseudouridine synthesis. Lineage: Eukaryota; Viridiplantae; Chlorophyta; Trebouxiophyceae; Chlorellales; Chlorellaceae. Gene Ontology annotation, cellular component: nucleus. The coding region runs from base 1 to 1785 and encodes 594 amino acids. The record is from RefSeq and is a predicted model, not a curated record. The transcript has 9 exons.